AUGGCCUCUGAGCCGAGCCCAGCAAACUCAAGUUCCGACGAUACCGGUAUAAGCGACGGCUCGAUGACAGCGGAGGCUGAGCCUACCGCUAUGGAGGUCGAGCCUAUCACUAUGGAGGUCGAACCUACCGCCACGGAGGUUGGAAGGGGAGCCAAGAAGAUCGUUGCAACCGGGCGGACGCUCCCUGCAGAGAAUCCUCACCCCGACAAAGUCAAGUGGUUGAUGCUGAACCUGAACAAGAAAAGGGAUGUCGGCGUGGAGCUUGUACAGCAGCUCGAGGGUCUGGGCCAGAAAACUUUCGACGUGGUGAUCAUCUUGGCGGGCAUUUUUCAGCCAGAAGACUUUUCCGCCAAGGUGUCCAAGGCCCCCAACGAGAUCUCCAAGGCCCCCAAAGAGGAUAGAGAGGUCCUCAUGUACAAGGGAAAUUUUGGACACCACGGGAGCAAGGCGGGGCUCAACAUGGUCGGCAGGUUUCUCGCCCUGGAGCUGAAGGACAAGGGCGUUAUCGUGUCGAUUGUGCACCCGAGCUUCAUGCGGACCUAA
Messenger RNA from Lasiosphaeria miniovina, 543 nucleotides. RefSeq lists its product as uncharacterized. The transcript is spliced from 4 exons. The coding region runs from base 1 to 543 and encodes 180 amino acids. Gene Ontology annotation, molecular function: oxidoreductase activity, acting on the CH-OH group of donors, NAD or NADP as acceptor. The record is from RefSeq and is a predicted model, not a curated record. NCBI's taxonomy places the organism in Eukaryota, Fungi, Ascomycota, Sordariomycetes, Sordariales, Lasiosphaeriaceae.